UGUGCGCGCGCGCUCCCACACACAGUUUCUCGCCUAUGCUCGUGCAUAACCAGUAAAUAUCAAGACGAAUGCGAUACUUUGUAUCCGAAAGAUUGUUUAAGGCACAAUGUAUCUCGCGCUUCCGUUUAAAAGGAGCUUUAAACGCCAUCAAAGAAACGCGUAAUUUUCACUUUUAAACAAUGAAAUAGUUUGAAGGUUUUUGUGUCGCUGGAGAAGAUGUGCACCACAAGGGACAUGGAGAUGCGUUUGAUGGAGGAAGGUGUGAACCAUAAAGCAUCCAGUGAUGAGAAAAUGUGUCUGCUGUGGAAACUUCUCAUGAGCAGCGAAGAGACUGUGAGAGCUCUCAAACAACAGAUCCGAGAUCUGCACAAACAACACAACACUGAGAUUGAAAAGGUUCAACAAUACGUUAAAGACAUUAAGAGUCUCACAAAGACACGAGAUUCUGUGGCUUUAGAUCUUGAGCAGGAGAACCAAACACUCCGUGUGACUCUGAAUGACGCCCACCUGCAGCAAGAGACACAGAGGAGCGAGAUCACCGAGAUGUUGCUUCAGGAAGGUCUAGCUGAUAUAAUUCCCAUCAGCCCCAGCGAACAAGUGGCCUAUCUCCUCGCAGACCGAGGCUCCCUGCUGGAGAGAAUACAGAACCGGACUGAUGGCGAUACAAAGUUCAACGGGCAUCCUGAUGGCUGCGAGGAGUCAGUGGCACAGGGGUUUGGAGAAGAUGUGCUCAAGCUUCAAAGCCCCUGGAAGAAGCUUCUGGGAUUCAGAAAAGCAUCUCAGUGUAAACAUAAACUGAUGCCCGCAAUUGAGCUACGGUACACUGAUGACAUCAAGGGUCGGACAGUACAAGAACUCGAAAGAGACGUGGAGGAAGCAUCCGUCCGGCUUUCCAUGGCCCACAAGGAGAUCCGCAGACUGACGGAUGAGCUCGAGUCUGCUCAACUGACCCAAAAGGCUUACGAACCAGAGCUGCAGGAAGCUCAGCUGGAGGUGGAACAUCUCCGGCGGGAAGUGGAGAAACUGAAGCGAUGUGAAUUGGCUGAACUGCGAAAGACUAAAGAAAGAAAUGAGAAACUGGAGGAAGAGUUGUGCCUUUUGGGGGAGACAAAAAGGUUACAGGCGGAGCGUCUACGAUUCCUGGAGCGAGACACAUCUGACUGUGCUGCCAUUACACAAAAACACAAAAAUCCAAGUGAAGAGGUCAUCCAUGAACAGUGUGUUGAAGAGAUGCAGGAGCGUUUGAACAUGCUCAGAGAUCUGACGCAGGUCACGCUGAAGCUCCGGCUGGAGUUUGAGAUGGAAGCGGACCUGAGGAGGAGGACGGAGGAGGAGUGUGAAGAACACAAGAAGAAGAGGACGGAGGCAGAGCGGCUGGCUCAAAACUUCCAGAACCUCUGUGAGAAACAAGCAGAAGAUUACAGGAGCACCGUCGGCAGCAUGCAGGUGGAGAUCAGAAAUCUGGUGAUGAAGUUAAAAAAGUUAGAGACACAUGAAGAGGAAAGACACUGUGAGGAACAUCUGCAGCAGAUCACAUCUCUGGAAGAUGAAGUCUUCCAGCUGAAGUCUGCCCUCCGGGACGAGCAGGAGAAGACCAGACAGCAGUCCACAACCAUGCAGGUAGAAACGAACCAGUCCCGGGAUGUCCAGGAUGCUGAAGGACAGAUGAGACUGACCGAAGAACUCAAGAGCACCAAACGUGAACUGCUCUUGAAGAUGAACACAGUCACACAGCUUCAGAAGAACAUCUCAGACCUGGAGCAGGAACAACUCAAGCUUCAAGAAAACAUAGAAGAUCUAGAAAACAGACGGACUACAGGUGAAAAGAAGACAGAAUCUCUCAAGACAGAACUUCAGCUCGCUCUUAUUACCAUAGACAGCCAGAGAAGUAAAUACAACAACAAACAAAUUCACUACAAAAAUAAGCUGAGCCGAGCUAAAGGGCUGUACCUGAGAGAAACUGCGUGGCGCAGUGAGAAAAUAAAAGAUCUGGAGAAAGACAUUUGCAUCGUGAAGAAGCGGGAAGAAAAGACGACACACAGGAUGAAUAUUGUUUCAUCUGAAAAUGAGGCUUUGCUUCAGAACAAAACAGAUCUUCUGUCUCAGCUGCAUGAUUUGGCAGAAACACGGAAGAACGCUUUGGAUGUAGUUUCUAGCAUGCAGAUGAGAAUGAAUUUGCUUGAGGAAGAAAAUACUCGACUACAGGAAACAGCAGCACAAAUGUGUGAUCACAUUGAAAGCUUGACAACACUGUCGGAGACGGACUGCAGCGAAGUCACCGCUGAGAUUCGUGUGAUAGAGGGCCAAGACCAAACCACGCUCCCAAUAUGAAAACAUACAUUUAUUUUUUGUUUUUUACAUUUGUUUCUUUUGUAAAAUUGUUUGAUUAAAUAUUAUUUAUUUUUUAAAUAGACAAAUUCCCUUAACAUAUUUUACAGUACCUAAGAGUAACAAUAAGGUUGUACUUGCAUUAGUAAAUUCAUUAAAGGGACAGUUCACCCAAAAAUGAAAAUUCUGUCAUUUACUCACCCUCAGAUUGUUCCGAACCUGCAUACAUUUUUUGUUAUGCUAAAUACCAAGGAAGAUAUUUAGAAGAAUGUCAGUAACUAAACAGAUCUCAUUCCCAUUAACUCCCAUAGGUUAUAUGUUCCCUAUUAUGGAAGUAAAUGUAAUUUUCCUUUGUUCUCAGCAGAACAAAAAAAUCCAUACGGGUUGGAACAAUCUGAAGGCGAGUAAUGGUGACAGAAAUUUCAUUUUCGGUGAACUAUCCCUUUAACAAACCAAAAAAAUCCUUCUACAGUAUUUAUUCAUCUAAAAAUAUUUUUUUUAAAUCAAAAGCUGUGCUUGACAUUCACAAAGAUGAUUAAAUGCUGUACAAUUGUAUAGUUUAUUGUUUGUCCUGAUAUUUACUGCGUAUACUAAUGUGAAAAAAAUGCAAGCUUGUCUUCCCCAUCCAAAUAAACACAACCUUUUUCUCAUGCAAGAACACGAUUUUACAACCAGAGAACAAGACAAUAAAAAGGUAAA
Molecule: messenger RNA, 3027 nt
Organism: Triplophysa dalaica
Lineage: Eukaryota; Metazoa; Chordata; Actinopteri; Cypriniformes; Nemacheilidae
Product: coiled-coil domain-containing protein 30
Exons: 18
Coding region: 217-2331 (704 amino acids)
Source: RefSeq, a predicted model, not a curated record